CGGACGCUGCUUCUGCCAAUCUAUUUCAGGGUACACCCUCCGCGUGACGUAUACGCGAUUGAUUGGCUCUCACCACCGUGCCAGCGAAUGACCCUUGAUGGUGACGUCUACGCCGUCGACUUCGGGGAGGAGCCGCUGGUACAAGUACAGAAGACGUUGGCUGGAGAGAAAUGAGCACCCUGCUGCUAGUCGAAGCCUUCUAUGGAGGGUCCCACAAGCAGCUGAUGGACCUAAUUAAAGAAGAGGUAGAAGGCUGUAUUUUGUAUACACUCCCGGCGAAGAAAUGGCACUGGCGAGCACGGACAGCCGCACUGUAUUUCAUGCAAGCGAUUUUACCCAGUGAUACCUACAGGGUUCUAUUUACAAGUUCAGUUUUGAACCUGGCAGAACUUGUGGCGCUUCGACCAGACCUGGGCAAAUUAAAAAAGAUCCUCUACUUCCACGAGAACCAGUUGAUCUAUCCUGUUCAAAAGAGUCAAGAGAGAGACUUUCAGUAUGGCUAUAACCAAAUUCUUUCAUGUUUAGUUGCAGAUACUGUGGUGUUCAAUUCUGCCUUCAACAUGGAAUCUUUUCUAACUUCUAUAAAAACCUUUCUGAAGAAGAUACCGGACCAUCGUCCCAAGAAUCUGGAAGAAAUUAUCAGACCAAAAUGCCGGGUCCUUUAUUUUCCCAUUAAUUUUCCAGACAUCAGGCAGUAUCUGCCAGAGCAUAAAUGCAUACCCCAUAACCUAGCGGAUAAAUCAUCUAGUGAUAUCUGUUAUUGCCCAAAAACAUCAAUUCAGACAGGACGUAUGUCUGUGGAAUUCAGUGAUCAUCAAAUGCAGUGCUCUAUUGAUGAGUCAUCUGCUGAACAAGAGAAAACAGCAGUCUCUGAAAAAAACAAUUGUGAAGUUGGUGAUCAUGUGAUUGUACAUUCACAAAGUACCUUGGCUGGCGAUAUUCAUCAGGAAAAGCCCUUGCAUAUUGUGUGGCCUCAUAGAUGGGAACAUGAUAAAGACCCAGAAACGUUCUUUAAAGUAUUGCUGAAACUUAAAGAAAAGGAGCUGACUUUUCAUCUAUCAGUCCUUGGAGAAACCUUUACCGAUGUACCAGAUAUAUUUUCUGAAGCCAGAAUAACCUUGGGAUCGUCUGUCUUGCACUGGGGCUAUUUAGCCAGCAAAGAUGACUAUUUGCAAGCUCUCUGCAUGGCUGAUGUUGUCGUUUCAACAGCUAAACAUGAAUUCUUUGGCGUGGCAAUGCUGGAAGCUGUGCACUGUGGCUGCUAUCCCCUGUGCCCCAAAUCCUUGGUGUACCCCGAAAUUUUCCCAGCAGUAUAUCUGUAUUCUUCACCUGAACAGCUUUUGCGAAAGCUCGAGGAUUUCUGUAAGAGGCCGGAUAUUGUAAGGAGACACCGAUUUCAGGGAGAAACUGAACGCUUUUCUUGGGCAGCACUACGUGGUGAAUUCAGGUCUCUGCUCGAUGCCGAACCAAGGGAAGAUUUGUGACAGAUGGGGCUAAGUCACAAACUUGCAGCCUAAGGCAGAAUUUGUAGAACUUUCCAGAUCAUGCCCAUAUUUACCUGAUCAGAGAGAAAAGAAAAUCAGCAGAGGAAGCCGAGCCUGGCUGCUUGUCAUAGCUGACACAAAGCCAUCUGCCACAAACCUGUGGCGGCUUCAAAACUACAGUCCCUGCCACCUCCCUAAUUCAAAUUAAAUACAGAUUCCCUGAGACGGUUACACAUGUCCUCAGAAUCACAUGCAGGAGACUGUUCAAAAAAAAUAUGUGGCCUGUUGUAUAACCGCACUCAUGUAUCCCAUAUGUAGUGCCACAUUGAAUUUCCGGUUGGAUCUGUUUUUAUCCUUUGUACUGGAUGACAUGGUGCCUGAAUUCUUUCUUUUCGCCGACGCGAUGGCAGCCAAGCUGAAGAUUCAAACGUUCACACUUGGCUGGAUUUCUACCUAGGUUGCCAGGUUAUCAUCCGAGCCUUAUUGUGUCCUCAAAGGGCCACAGGGCCUGAAAGGAGGAUCAGAGUGCUACUGGGCUAAUUGGGCAGCCAGCCAUGACUUGUUUGCAGGCAAAGGGCUGCUCUAGCACUUUUUUUUUCUCUCUCUUGCAAAUUAAUGACUCCCUGGCACAGAGGUUUUUGGCCAGGGUAGGUCUGGCAGGUAUUCCCAUGAUUCACAGAGUUACAUUUGCAUUUAAUUAAUCUUAAAGAAAGCUGCAAGAUAAACAGCUGUAAUUCAAACGAACAGGGGAAAUCCGUUAGUCGGUGCCCUCUCUCACGCAGGGUGAGCAAGCAGAUAGCAAGCAGGCAGAUAUUCUGGAGAGCCAGGCCAGUGCUGCAUCUGGGAUCUCUGCAUUUCAAUUCCUUACUAGAGAAUCACUCAACGGCCUAAUGUUUACCUGCCAAUUUCUUUGCAGUGUCCUUAAUGUUUUAAAGAUUGUGUACUUCUUCAAUAAAAAAAUAAUUUCA
Xenopus laevis (African clawed frog) is the source of this 2452-nucleotide messenger RNA. RefSeq names its product glycosyltransferase like domain containing 1 S homeolog (gene qtman.S). The record is from RefSeq and is a predicted model, not a curated record. Gene Ontology annotation, cellular component: nucleus; cytoplasm. NCBI's taxonomy places the organism in Eukaryota, Metazoa, Chordata, Amphibia, Anura, Pipidae. Gene Ontology annotation, molecular function: tRNA-queuosine(34) beta-mannosyltransferase activity; glycosyltransferase activity. The transcript has 10 exons. The coding region runs from base 171 to 1484 and encodes 437 amino acids.